CCAGGCCUCCGUCCCCAUUGCAAACCCUAGCAGCAGCUGCGCGUGGACGGGUUUUUCUGACCGACAACUAGAUCGAUCGAACUACUCUACCCAAACAUGUCCACGCCGCCGCGACGGUGGACCGAGCUCCCGCCUGAACUGCUCGCCGCCAUCUCCGGCCGCCUGCACGACGCCACCGACUUUGUCCGCUUCCACGCCGUCUGCGUCUCGUGGCGGGAAUCGCUGCGACCCCAGACGACCGUGCUCCGCCCCCUCCUCUUCCCCUGGCUCGUCGCCCGGCCGUCCUGCCGCCGCGUCGGGCUCCGCUGCGUCUUCUCCAAGACGAGCUACCACGCGGAGGUCCACCCGAGCUUCCACGAGCUCGGGUGGGUGGCAAAAGCCGACGGCACGGCGUACUGGUUCUUCAGCCACGGCGGCCCUAAUAAUAAUAAGCUGGUCGACCCUCUCACCGGAGACGCCACCCCUCUGCCGCCCUUCCUGCACGUCGAUGAUAAGUGGAAUAUCGCAGACAAGUCCCAUGGCGUCGUCUAUGGCGACGGAACCGUCUUCCUCUACAGCUUCUGCAAACCGGAGGAUGACCCUGAGCAAGGGACGGCGUACACGGCCAUCCGAGCGGCCAUCCUCAGUCCCGGCGACACCACGUGGACGGUCGUCCAGAGAGGGCUCAGGAUUGGGAGGAACAACCUAUGGUUCGAAAACAAUCAUGGUGAAGAGAACCGUUGCUUUGCCGCGUACCACGACGGCAAGAUCCUGGUGUGCGUGAGCGGGGAUACUCGCAAUGACAUCUGGCACCUCCUGGUGCCGUCUGCGGGAACCAUGCACACUGCCAUUAUUGUUGAAAACGAUGACAUGUGCGCUACGUCAUGUCGUCUUGUCUCCAGCCACAUACUUGAAUCCCGCGGCGAGUUGCUGCGACUGUCCGUCCUACUCCGUUGGCCCAAUCACCGGAUCUCGGUGCAUCAGCGCCACAGCAACGAGGCACAGGCGCACGCACUCACGGUUAGGGUGCACGCACUCGUGGAAGAUGCCGGCGUAGGUGGUAGACGUACAAUGCGGUGGGCGAGGAGGGACGACGGCCUGAGCUUCGCCGACCGUGUCAUGUUUCUAGGGUUCCCAGGCAGCUUCACAGUGGACGCCGCAAGGUUUUGCGGCGGGGAGGACGACGUGAUCGGCGGGUGCGUUUACUUCUUCCUGCGGUGGUCUAGAGUAUACAACUUGUCGUAUUCGUCAUCGACUGGCGUGUUCAGGCAUAACCUCAUCGACAACAAAACCAAGUUCAUGGAGUACCUGCCGCUAAAUUGGUGGGGCAGUCAAAAUGGUGCGGGUAUGUGGCUCGUCCCCGGGCCUCCCAUUGCUCAAGUCCAGGCAAUUAGAGAAAGGCUGGAGGCUCCAAAGGCAAAUAGCUCUAUCCUCAAGGAGAUGCCAUCGGAACGGUCCAAGGAACCCUUCUUCAGUUUCGUCGUGCAGAACUUGCCUCCAAACAUGGACAACUCUUUGUUGCACCGCUUCUUUACCAAGCAUGGUGAAGUUUCCACUGCCGAGGUGACCUCACCUAGGAUGGGACGUGUUACCAUAGCAAUGGUGGCGGUGGACAGGCCGGAUGAGGCCGAGGCCAUCCUCAAUGGGUUGGUACUAAAUGGCUAUACCCUCAUAGUGAGUGUUUGUACCACAAAGUCCAAGUUGUCGGUGUCCAAGUUGCCAGUGAUUGCUUGAAAUGUUCCCACCUUAA
This is a messenger RNA of Triticum aestivum (bread wheat), 1729 nucleotides long. RefSeq lists its product as uncharacterized. Bases 97 to 1713 code for a protein of 538 amino acids. The record is from RefSeq and is a predicted model, not a curated record. The transcript is spliced from 2 exons. Gene Ontology annotation, molecular function: RNA binding; protein binding. Lineage: Eukaryota; Viridiplantae; Streptophyta; Magnoliopsida; Poales; Poaceae.